Molecule: messenger RNA, 639 nt
Organism: Ustilaginoidea virens
Lineage: Eukaryota; Fungi; Ascomycota; Sordariomycetes; Hypocreales; Clavicipitaceae
Exons: 5
Coding region: 1-639 (212 amino acids)
Biological process (GO): translation
Cellular component (GO): ribosome; cytosolic large ribosomal subunit
Molecular function (GO): structural constituent of ribosome; RNA binding
Source: RefSeq, a predicted model, not a curated record
AUGGCGAUCAAGCACAACCAGAAGAUUGUCAACAACCACUUCCGCAAGGAUUGGCAGAGACGGGUCCGAACUCACUUUGACCAGCCCGGAAAGAAGGCCUCGCGUCGCGUUGCCCGUCAAGCCAAAGCUGCGGCUCUAGCUCCUCGCCCUGUCGACAAGCUGCGUCCCAUUGUGCGAUGCCCUACCAUCAAGUACAACCGUAGGGUCCGCGCCGGCCGGGGCUUCACCCUGACCGAGCUCAAGGAGGCCGGUAUUGCCCGACCUCUGGCCCGCACCAUUGGCAUCUCCGUCGACCACCGCCGCCAGAACCUCUCGGAAGAGAGCCUGUCCGUCAACGUAGCUCGUCUCAAGGCCUACAAGGAGCGUUUGAUCUUGCUACCACGCAAGUCCAACGCCCCUAAGAAGGGCGACACCAAGACCGACCUGUCCAAAAUCAACAAAGCGUCGAUCAUCUCUUCCGUCCUGCCUAUUGCUCCCACCGACAUCGCCGUUAAGGAAAUCAAGAAGAGCGAGAUGCCCAAACCCAUCGAGGGUGGUGCUUACGCUGCUCUGCGCAUGGCCCGAAGCAACAAGCGAUACCAGGGUGCCCGCGAGAAGCGUGCGAGAGAUAAGGCUGAGGCUGAGACCGCUAAGAAAUAA